Echinops telfairi (small Madagascar hedgehog) is the source of this 1870-nucleotide messenger RNA. RefSeq names its product SEC22 homolog A, vesicle trafficking protein (gene SEC22A). Lineage: Eukaryota; Metazoa; Chordata; Mammalia; Afrosoricida; Tenrecidae. Bases 36 to 959 code for a protein of 307 amino acids. The transcript is spliced from 7 exons. Gene Ontology annotation, biological process: endoplasmic reticulum to Golgi vesicle-mediated transport. The record is from RefSeq and is a predicted model, not a curated record.
GGUUCUUGCUUGACAGGUCUUCACUAUCAGUUGAAAUGUCUAUGAUUUUAUCUGCCUCAGUCCUUCGUGUCAGAGAUGGGCUGCCCCUUUCUGCUUCUACCGACCAUGAGCAAAGCACAGGAGUGCAAGAGUGCAGAAAAUAUUUCAAAAUGCUCUCAAGGAAGCUUGCUCACCUUCCUGAUAGAUGUACACUGAAAACUGGACGUUAUAACAUUAAUUUUAUUAGCUCUCUGGGAGUGAGCUACAUGAUGUUGUGCACUGAAAAUUACCCCAAUGUCCUGGCCUUCUCUUUCCUGGAUGAGCUUCAGAAGGAGUUCAUUACUACUUAUAACGUGAUGAAGACAAAUACUGCUGUCAGACCAUACUGUUUCAUUGAAUUUGAUAACUUCAUUCAGAGGACCAAGCAGCGAUAUAAUAAUCCCAGGUCUCUUUCAACAAAAAUCAAUCUGUCUGACAUGCAGACGGAAAUCAAGCUGAGGCCCCCUUAUCAAAUCCCCAUGUGUGAACUGGGGUCAGCCAAUGGAGUCACAUCUGCAUUUUCUGUUGACUGUAAAGGUGCUGCGAAGAUUUCUUCUGCUCAUCAGCGACUGGAACCUGCAACUCUGUCUGGAAUUGUGGCAUUUAUCCUUAGCCUUUUAUGUGGGGCUCUGAAUUUAAUUAGAGGCUUCCAUGCCAUAGAAAGUCUCCUCCAGAGUGAUGGUGAGGAUUUUAAUUACAUCAUGGCCUUUUUCCUUGGAACAGCAGCCUGUCUGUACCAGUGUUAUUUACUUGUCUACUACACCAGCUGGCGGAAUGUCAAGUCUUUUUUGACUUUUGGCUUAAUCUGUCUCUGCAAUAUGUAUCUUUAUGAACUGCGCAACCUCUGGCAGCUCUUCUUUCAUGUGACUGUGGGAGCAUUCGUCACACUACAGACCUGGCUCAGGCAGGCCCAGGGCAAGGCUCCGGACUAUGAUGUCUGACACCACCUGCGGAUGUAUGGCCUUGUCUUCAGGAGAUACAGGAGGGAGCAUAUCUUAACGGCCACUGGGAGGAAGAAACGGCUCACCACCGAUGAGAAGCUUGACUUUGCUUUGCCGCCUCCCUUCCUUUCUGUUUUCAAUCAGCACAGCGUGCCUGUGAGCCUGCAGGACCUGCCGGCGGUCUCCUGUCGGAAGAAUGAUGCUGUGAGAUCACCCUCCUGAGGAGCCAGAGGCCUCUCUUGUGGGCCCUGCGGGGAGGAACAGUCAGGCACCACUGAAAGACUUGGCUGGCAGUCUGGAAUUCUUGCUGAAGGAGUUGAGUCGUGUAUAUGUGAUCCUUGCUCUGCAGACAGGGCAGGGACUACCUGUGGGUUUGCCUUUGUGAGGCAUGAGUAGAGAAAGAUGGGGCAGUAAACAAACGUUUAUAUUUCAAACAGGUGACUUACUAAACAUCAGCUUCUUUACACAUUUAUGGUACCACGCAUAUCUGAGGGCCAGGAGGGUGUGGAAUUGGCUGGUUUUCAUGUUUACUUUUGCCUGAAUCAACUCUGGAAGUCACCUACUACGGGAGAAGGCACUUGUGAGCUCGUGUCUGGAACAUCACAGCAUUGAAAGCGCGGUGACACGUGUUUUCUGCCUAGACCGCUUUUGUGGUUUCUUUUGAAGUCACCUUUCAAGACGUGAUUUGUCAGGCGAUAGCCGUUAUUUCUCAGACUGUAAUGACUUGAAUGCUGCCAAAUUAUUAUUUACUUAAGAUUUAUCUUUUAAAUGUUAAAGUAUUGUAAAGAGAAACUAAUCCCUACCGCAAGUGGAAAGCCAGUGUCCAUUUGCCAUCUAUAAAAGGUAGCCACAAAACAGUGAAAAUGAAGUUAUUAAAUUCCCACUCAUGUCUACCUGGGCUCUGAAACUAA